GGAAGAGACAAAUUCAGAGAGUGAGGGAAGGAAAGAGAGAGGGAGGGAGAAAGAGAAAGCAACAGAGGGAGAGAGAAAGAGAAAGAGUGUGAUGUCAAACCAGCUGAGCUCAGAAAGUAAACAGAGCUCCAGACUGCAGCAUGCUUUCUGCGGUACGGGGACUGCAGCUGGGGGAAAGCCACGGGGGGACCCCUACGCUCCCUCACACAGGCAUCCACCACUCCCCCGGGACCCGUGGAUCUUCCCUCUUCAUCACUCUCUUCAUCCUCAUCUCCCUGUACCAGGGGCUAGCAUGGCCCUACGACUACAGGUACCUAUAUAACCAGUGUCCGGGCCCAGAGUGGAACGUCAUGUGUCGGGGCUGCUGUGAGUACGACGUGAUCCGCUGUAAGUGUCCCCUCCAAGGCACCCCCGUUGGCUACGCUGUGCCUUGCUGCCGCAACGCCCUCAACGAGUGUGACCCCUGCAUCAUCCACCCAGGUUGCAGCAUAUUUGAGAACUGUAAGCGGUGUAACAAUGGGACGUGGGGGCCCAGAGAUGAUUUCUUCGUCAAGGGGAAGUACUGUGCUGAGUGUCGACCCGGCUGGUCAGGCGGUGACUGCUUGAAGUGUGGAGGAGUGAUCCGUAAACGUCAGGGCCACAUAGUCCUGGAGAGUUACCCCACCAACGCUCGUUGUGAGUGGACUGUUCAGGUGGACCGAGCAUUCACCAUCGAUUUCAGGUUUAUGAUGCUGAGCCUGGAGUUUGACCAUUCCUGUCGCUACGACUACAUCGAGGUGCGUGAUGGUGACAGUAUCAACUCUCGUGUGAUUGGUCGGUUCUGUGGGAACAACAGGGCUGCUCCAAUCCAGAGCUCUGGCAACUCCCUACACGUCCUGUUUGUAGCCGAUGGCUAUAAGAACUUUGACGGCUUCUUCGCCACCUUCCAAGAAAGCUCAGCAUGCAGCUCCUCCCCCUGUCUCCAUGAUGGAACCUGUAUCCUGGACACGUCCCAGUCCUACCACUGUGGCUGUCUGGGUGGCUACACUGGACAGCGGUGUGAGAAUGUUGUAGGGUGCAGGAGGCCCCCAGUACCUGUCCAUGGCUCCACAGAGGGGAUAUUCCAUCACUCAGGGGCGCGAGUCACAUUCCGCUGUGACCCUGGGUUCGAGCUGAGGGGGAUCCGCACCGCCAUCUGCCUCCAGGAUGGCACCUGGAGCACCUCUGCCCCCCAGUGUGUGCCUAUGGUGAAAUUAUGUGCCAUCCCAGCCAAGCCUGUGCAUGGAGACCACUUCCUAGUGUACGGGCCCAAUGAUAUCAUCAUAGCCCUGCAGUACCUGUGCUACCGGCCCUACAAGCUGAGCGGGACGCACCAGAGGACCUGUUUGCCCAACAACACCUGGAGCGGAACACCCCCCACAUGUGGUAAAGUGAAUAAUACACUUGCUGAACCAGGCAAAGACAAAGGAAAUGACAAAGCAAGAGAUACAGAAAAGGACAAAGAAAAGCAUGCAGAAAAAGAGAAAGACACUGACAAAGACAUUGAAAAACCCAAAGACAAAGAGAAAGACUAUAAUACAGGUAUCAAAGAGGACGUAGCUUAUAAAGAUCCAGACACAGGCCUGAGGAACACAACAGUGGAUGGUAAAGAUCCAGACGCAGGCCUUAGGAACACAACAGUGGAUGGUAAAGAUCCAGACGCAGGCCUGAGGAACACAACAGUGGAUGGUAAAGAUCCAGACGCAGGCCUGAGGAACACAACAGUGGAUGGUAAAGAUCCAGACGCAGGCCUGAGGAACACAACAGUGGAUGGUAAAGAUCCAGACGCAGGCCUGAGGAACACAACAGUGGAUGGUAAAGAUCCAGACGCAGGCCUGAGGAACACAACAGUGGAUGGUAAAGAUCCAGACGCAGGCCUGAGGAACACAACAGUGGAUGGUAAAACAGAUGGUAAAGACAAAAACAUUGACAUUACUCUGGUUAACAUCCCAGGACGAAACGAGGAUAAAACAAGUGACAAAGAAAAAGAAACUGGGCUAGAUAAACCUUCUGGAGAUACCAAGGAUAAAGUGGACAGUAAAGAAACGGAUGACAUUGUAAACACAGUGGAGGGAGAGAGAGAAAAUGACGUGGGGAAAACCAUCUCAGACAUAGAUGGCAGUCCAGAUACUGGGGGAGACACAGACGUGGUACGGGAGAUAGGAAAGACAACAGAGAUCCCUGAGAUAGUGGUGGUGGUGGAAGAUAAAGGACAGGAGGAAGAGAAGAAGAAAGAGGAUCCAGUAGAUAAAAGCAGUGAUCCAAACAUAGUUGAUCCUAAUGACUUAAAACCUAGGGGAGACACAUUUGCCAUAGAUUACACUGAGUUAAAACCUAGGGGAGACACAUUUGCCAUAGAUUACACCGAGUUAAAACCAAGGGGAGACACAUUUGCUGUAGAGUACACUGUUACGGAUGUGUUUGGCACCAAUGACAUAGAGCAGGGUAUGAAUACAACAAUGUCGAAAGACAUUGUGAAGAUUUUUAUUCCAACUAGAAACAACAACACACAGUUCACCCCAUAUUCAUCAGGAGGUCAGGAAACCGAGAGGCUGGUGGAAAAGCCACACAAAGAUAUAGGAGCAACUAAAGAUAUAGGCUCAACUAAAGAUACAAUGGCAAGUACAAGCAAACCUGAAGAGGAAAAUACUGGAAAAGAUUCUGACAAAAAAACUGAUGAUGAGUCUGAUGAUGAGAAGAGAGAAAACCAAAGCAUCAGUGAGGAGAGCUGUCCCCCUCUCCCACAGCUCUACCAUGGGUACCAGCAGGUAGUGCCAGGGCUGGUGCCAGAGACAGUGGAUUUCUUUUGUAAUCACUCCUACGCUCUGAGUGGUGACGCCAGACGCACCUGCCAGGCUGGCGGAACCUGGGGAGGCACUCAACCCCUUUGUGUGAGAGCCUGCAGAGAGUCCAAGGUCUCAGAGCUGGUCAGACAGAGAGUUCUGCCUCCACAAGCUCCAUCCAGGAAGACCCCUGUGCAUAAGCUCUACUCAUCCUCUGGGUUUGUGAAGAUGUUCCAGUCUGUCGGCCCCACCAAAGUUCCCCCAAUGCUAUCCCAGCUGCCCCAGGGGUUCCACCACCUCCACACUCACAUAGCGUACGAGUGUGCCUCUCCCUUUUACCAGCACUCAGGCAGUGCACGCCGCACCUGCCUCAAGACUGGCAAGUGGAGCGGGCGUCAUGUCUCCUGUUCACCAGUGUGUGGGAAGCACCCUACCUUUGACCCCCAGAGCCCGGCAGAGUCCCACUGGCCCUGGUUAGCCGCCAUCUACCAACGCCCCACCAACGGAGCAGGGACCAAGCUGGGCAAGAAGGCCAGCCUUGCGGGGUCACUAAAGAAGGGGACUGGAGCUGAAUUAGGUGCUGGGGUUGGAUCCCAGGGGCAGGAUGAGGCCUCAGGCUGGCAGCUGGUGUGUAGCGGGGCCCUGGUGAACCAGCGGAGUGUGGUGUUGGCAGCCCACUGUGUGACUGAGCUGGGGAAACUGUACCCUCUGGAUGCAGCCACGGUCAAGGUGGUGAUGGGAAAACAUUACCGCAGUGACCUUCGGGAGACCAAGGGCCUGCAGCAUCUCAGGGUGGCCUCCAUCUCUAUCCACCCCAACUACGACCCCCUGGUUCUUGACUCAGACCUGGCAGUGAUCAAGCUCCUGGACAAGGCUCGUAUCGGGGAGAAGGUCCUGCCCCUCUGCCUACCUGACAUCCAGGGGGGAGAGGUGACCUCCAGAGAAGGGUUGGUGACGGGCUGGGCCCCCCUGCCAGAUCCCCGGAUCGGGGAAGAGGAGCAGGCCAGGGUGGGUGUGCAGCACCUGGCCGACGUGGUGCCCUGCGAGCAGCAGUAUGCCCGUAAAGGGGUGCCCGUGAGCGUCACGGACAACAUGCUCUGUGGCCGCCAGCGACUCGACUACAGCCCAUCUAACAUCUGUCCCGCAGACACAGGGGGUAUCCUGAUCCUUCCUGCCCAGACAGGCUCCCCCCAGGACCCCUCUCUUGCCUCUCCAGAGGGGCGGGACACAUCCAAAGGGGAGUGGCGGCUGCUGGGGUUGGUAAGUUUCGGGUAUGACCAGGGAGAGUGUGACCCAGACCUGUUUACAGUGUACACACAUGUGGCCAACUUCAAAGACUGGAUAGAGAGCCAUAUGAAGUGACAUCACCAGGAUGUGACUCGCCCUGUAUCUCUUUUUCCUCCCUCUCUUCAACCAACAACUCCCUCUUUUGCUUCAUCAUUAUUCCCCCUCUUACUUUUAUUUGCUGACAUCUUUCUCCAUUCUCCCUCCUUCCUCCUCCCAUCUACCUGCUUCUUGUUGUACCCAAGCAGGGAGUGUGAUCACAAAAGAGCAGAGCAACACUGGACUGUACAGUGCUCUGAGCUGACUUUAGGGGGCCCUAACACAAACGGAUCAUAUAGAGCUGCCCUCCACUCAGCACAAUACUUCAGUGUUCAGGUUUUACCUUAAAUUUGGUCUUAGACUUGAAAACGAAAACCAGUUCCCUGGGAAAAGCUGGUUUUCAUUGUAUUCUUUGAUAUGUAUAUAUAAUGUAAUGAAUUAUUAUUAUGGCUCUGCACGUGGUUCAAGGGAUGUACAUAUUGUAUAGAAGGACAUAAAUGUAAUGUUGUUUUUAAUUAAAGAUAUGUGGUUGUGUGUA
Messenger RNA from Oncorhynchus mykiss (rainbow trout), 4662 nucleotides. Its product is annotated as inactive serine protease PAMR1. Gene Ontology annotation, molecular function: serine-type endopeptidase activity. Lineage: Eukaryota; Metazoa; Chordata; Actinopteri; Salmoniformes; Salmonidae. Gene Ontology annotation, biological process: proteolysis. The record is from RefSeq and is a predicted model, not a curated record.